Messenger RNA from Epinephelus fuscoguttatus (brown-marbled grouper), 10489 nucleotides. It is a transcript of the gene dok4, whose product is annotated as docking protein 4. NCBI's taxonomy places the organism in Eukaryota, Metazoa, Chordata, Actinopteri, Perciformes, Serranidae. The record is from RefSeq and is a predicted model, not a curated record. The transcript is spliced from 13 exons. Gene Ontology annotation, cellular component: cytoplasm. Gene Ontology annotation, biological process: positive regulation of MAPK cascade; cell surface receptor protein tyrosine kinase signaling pathway. The coding region runs from base 1027 to 2028 and encodes 333 amino acids.
GAGAUAUUGUACUUAAGAAGAACAGACUAUCUCGACUUUUUUCUUUUCGGCUCUCCAGAUAAGCACCUGGUGAGGACGAUGCUAACACUGCUAACACUGCUAGCAAAAAGGUCAGUAACGGCUACUGUUACCCAGCAGCCGUUAGCAGCCCUGCUGUCCCACCUCGACUUGAACCAGACCAGCAGCAUCACAGAGGACCUGAGCAGCAGCCUGACACUGAGGCAGAGAGCCACAGCCCGGCUGAAACAGCCACCUGUUGAGCUGCACCACCUCCGGUAUGCCCCUGGCACCUGAGCCCGGGUCCGACACCGACAUGGAGUCGGCCGACAGAACAGGACAGACACUUGGCAGUCAUGUGACAUGGACGCGGCAGGUACAAAAGAAUGGACCAAAAUAUAUAGCUCAGUCGAGGAGGAGAGGGAAAGAAAGGAGGAGGAAAUGGAAGAAGAGAGACACCUGAGAGGUUGAAAUAACAAAUACAGAAUUGUUUGAUGUUUGACCUGAGGGAGCCGCUCAACACUCAAAACGAACAAGCAGUGCAAAGGGCGCCUGUCCAGGGUCUCCCUUCACCAAAGGCCCCAGCAAUGGGUGUGAUCCCUCACUGGCUUCUCACCACUCAGCACAUGGAGUUUGGUUUGUAGAGAUGCCACAGUGGGACAGGAGGGAAGACCCAUCUGGUGAAGAGUGAAUGAAAAAAAGGACGGAGUAAAGAAAAACACACGGACAAGAGGCAAAGAGGGAGAGAAACAAUUCCAAGGAGGGAGGGGACGAUGCGCAGAGCUCCAUGAUAGAGGAGAGACGGAGUUGAGAAUUGAUAGAAACAGGAAGGGAGAGAAAAACAAAAACACACACAAAGUCCUGGAAGAGACAGACGGGACUGAAAGUGAAAGAGAGGAAGCCGCACAGGACAAAGACGCUCGGAGCUUUGAGGAGGUAGGAAGGGAAAGCGAGGGACUGGUUGAGGGAGGGAAGAAACAUCUGGAUGGUCUCCACAGCGACGGCCAGCAGGUUACCCCCCCUCCGAAGAUGGCCUCCAACUUCAACGACAUCGUCAAGCAGGGCUAUGUACGCAUGCGCAGCCGCAAGCUGGGGAUCUAUCGGCGUUGCUGGCUGGUGUUCAAGAAGUCAUCCAGCAAAGGACCUCGACGUCUGGAGAAAUACCCUGAUGAGAAGUCUGCCUACAUCAGAGCCUUUCCUAAGGUGACAGAGAUUAGCAACGUCAAGAAUGUCACGCGGUUGCCUCGAGAUACCAAGAGACAGGCAGUGGCCAUUGUGUUUACAGACGACACCUCGCGCACCUUCACCUGUGAAUCAGAGCUGGAGGCAGAGGACUGGUUUAAGACGCUGUCGAUUGAGUGUCUUGGCACACGGCUCAAUGACAUCAGCAUGGGAGAGCCCGACCUCCUGGCUGCAGGAGUACAGUGUGAACACACAGAGCGCUUCAACGUGUUCCUCCUCCCCUGUCCCAACCUGGACAUCUACGGCGAGUGCAUGAUGCAGAUCACCCACGAGAACAUUUACCUGUGGGACAUUCACAACCCACGCACCAAGCUGGUCACCUGGCCGCUCUGCUCCCUGCGGCGCUACGGACGUGAUGCUACUCGCUUCACUUUCGAGGCUGGACGGAUGUGUGACAGCGGCGAAGGCCUCUACACCUUCCAGACCAGAGAGGGAGAGCAGAUCUACCAGAGGGUUCACUCCUCUACGCUGGCGAUCGCAGAGCAGCACAAGAAGGUCCUGCUGGAGAUGGAGAAGAACAGCAGGUUGAUGUCUAUGGGUUCAGAGCCUGGAUCCUACCCCUGCACCCCCACCGCCAUCCUGCCCCGAUCUGCCUACUGGCACCACAUCACUGGAAACCAGACUGGCAUGGAUCCUUGCAGUGGUGAUGCUUCAGACGAUGACCUGCUGUCCACCCGCCUGCCUCCCGACCGCCCCGCCACGCUGCCCCUGGCAAACACACACGCACAGUCCCAGCCACACAUACACAAACACUCCCCGACACACUACCCCACCUACCCUGGACAGUGACACAAACACUCAGACUAUGUGGACAUUUGAAAAGACGCAGACAGAGACACACGCAUAUCCACAUGCAUGCAGGCACACAGAGCUCACACACACUGAAAGAGACACACACUGUCCCUGCUUAGGUUAGUUUUACAGCCCAACGUUACACCUCACAGGAGAAAGGCGGGACUAACACUGGCCCACAGACCAUGCUGAAUGCAGAAAGCAGGAAGUGAAACUAAAUUCAGCAGAAGACUGCGAGGAGAUUGAGCUUCCUUACAUGACUGCAGCUCCUACAAUUCCACAGUAGAUGGGGGAUAUUUGACGUUUUUCCACACUCAGGGUGAGAAACUCUGGCAUCUAUCAGAGGCCCUCAGUUCGCUUUAAACAACCUAAGUUGAAUUAUAUGUCUAACCAGGUCUAAGUGUUUCCAUCUGUUCUUAAUGUCCACUUUCAAAGGCAGGGUGAAAAGCCGAUAAGAAUAAUUUAUAGGGAUUAUUUUUUAACUGAAUUUAACCUACAGGUUUUUAUUGAAAUUCUGAUUUAAAUAGUAAAUCACUGUCAGUGUGAGAUACAGCUGAUAGCAUAUUUUACAACAUUGUGAAGUGAAACAACACUUUGCUUUUGUUAGCCAAUGCUGAUCACAAACCUAUCUUGUCACCAAGCUGCCCGGAUAGAUUUGAUAUAUUUUUAGUAAGUAAUCUGUGAUUUAGUUACUACAGUAGGACUAGAAAUACUGGAUCUGAUGAGUUUCUCACCCUCUGAGUGACACAAUUUCCAAAUGGCUGCCAUGGGAUUGACGUCAAUAAAGCCCAGGGUGUUUCACUGAAUACUGCGUGGACGGGGACUGCAUGGUGCCUUAAUAGCACCACAUGGACUGUGCUAUCAUCGGAAAUAUACUGACAUCUUGGAUUCCCUCGUGGAAAGUUCCCAGCGUGCCAGUGCCAGCUGACACACUUGUCUGAAGAACACUUGAUCAUUUCACUGUACAUCCGCGUCUGGAUCAAUGCCUUUGAUUUCGCUGAUAACUGACUUUGCAGUUACUGGAUCUGUUUGCUGUGCUGAGGUUCUUAACCGUGGAAUGAAACUGUGAUUGGAUUCAUUUUUAUGGAUUGGCUCCUGUACUGAACUGGAUAUUCACCCUUAGAGCUGCGGACUUUCUUAGGGAUGUAUCCUAUUCCACCUCCUAGUAGCCACAUGCUUUUAUUGAGCUAUAUUUGCACAGCCCUGUUUUUUUCUUAGGUUAUUUAAGGGUUAGAUGUCAAAGAGGGAAUUACAGUGUAGAGGUCAACAGAUAUAUGAUGAUACAUUUGGACUGAUUCUGCCAUUAACUGAUAUUCAGUGUCUUUACAUAUGACCCCUUGAAUGCCAGAUGCUCUUUUUUCCUUAAUUUAUUUCUUACAAGAGCGACAAAACCCUUAACACUGAAAUGGGAAACACAUUGGCGUUCAUAGAUUCUGUAAUGGUCAGGGGCAUCUCUUCCUCCCACAAGGCCGGGGUUCAUUCCUGCACUAACGUCACACCUGAGUGGAAGCUGAACUAGAGGAGUAUCAGGGCACACUGAAGGGGAACAUGGGGGAACUUGGGCUGCCGACAGGGGCUCUUCAGGUGCCUCACUUUUCCGACAUGAUAGGUGACAUCAGGUCAAAAAUGAAUCAUGGAAUCAUCCCACUGAGCUACAGGCACAUCAUGGUUAAAUAUUACCCAAGAGUCACACCAGAGCAGCACUUGAGCACAUCAUGGGAAAAUUAAGACCAACUUAAAGAGGGCACUUGGACCAACCAGAGCUAUUGAGCUAACCCAAGCCAUGUUUCCACCAAACACUUUUGGUAUAGUACCCCUGGAACUGAUACAUAACCCGUACAGACAUGUAGCUAAACCCUAGAUCUGACAGCACUCUUAAAUGGAGGCGUGGUUCUCCUCUUUACUGACGAUGCAGAGGUGUGUCUGCACCUCAUUAAUCAUCCACGGAAUAGGGUGGCAUAUCGACAUUUUCAUUAUUAAAUAGAAAAGGAUUUAGUGUUUAGUCUUUGUUGCAAUAAUGGCCGCAUUAUUUAGGUUGCCCUCAGUGAGUUGCUAAAAAAUAGUGGGUUUGUCCUUUGAGUCCUUGUCGAGCAAGAGUGAGGAUUGUCUCUGGACAAAUCAACAGAUUACAGUGUUUCUAGCUCCACCUUUUAAUAUCAGAUCAGUGUGCUAGCUACCUCAGUAGAGGGGUGACAAAAAACAGUAUAAUGGAGCGCUUUUAUGGGUACCAUCCACAAGUUUCGACAAUAGAAACGCAAAAAUAACUGCUCUAAUGUGACCUGAACUGUUUGGUGGAAAUGAGGCUCAUGGGGCACUUGGACCACUCUCGUACCCUAUGAUGUGACAACAGGGGAAAAACUAACUAUGGAAUAGAAAUCCAGAUGUUCUACCAGUGUAAUCAGCACACGGGUAGUGUCACAGCUGGUUCUGUAAUGGUUUCCUCAGCUUCAUGUACAUGGCCUUUUUCAAACCUUUUUGUUGCCUCCAUUCAGUCAGUCUGGGAGACAGAUGGUCUUUAGGGAUAAUUCCUUAUUUAUUAUUAUUUAUUGCAACGUGAAUCUCAUUUGCAGAGUUUUAGCCAUCAUUUAAGUAAUGAGAUCUGGGAACACAGCAACAUCGGUCAGAAGGAGGCGGAGAGGGCAAGAAACACAAUAAGUCAGAGGAUCAGACAGGCCGUAAACAAACCUCCAGGUUAGCCCAAAUUAUUACAAAGAGAAGAUGAAGAUGCACGUAUUGCACAUAUUGCCGGGUUCAGAUCACAUGUUUUUUUGUGUGUUACAAUGGUCAUUGUGUCAGUUUAGACUGUUAGAGUCAUAAAUUCUUGACGUGACAGACUGCACCUUGGUAAACGAGCCUCUAAAAUGAAAGAAAAAAAAUGACUGUGACUAUCUCUCUGUUUCACAGUUCAACCUCACGCCACCAAUAACAUCAUCCCUCUUUCUCCCAUGUUUGCAGCUGUGCAAAAAAAAUUGCAACAUGCUACUCCCUCUGUCGGGACAUAGUGUCAUCCACUAUGACACACCAGACAGGAUGAAAUGAUGGAUUGUCGGGCCCGACGCCCAUUUUCAUUCCUGACUCGAGCCGACACCCUGCGUCUGUUGGGUUGGGAUAUAAUGAUGAUGAUAUUGUGAAGUCUGAACCCAGCAUUAGAGACAGCAGAUGUUGACAGUCAGCAAUGAAUGGAAUAAAAUAAAAACAACGUAAAUAUAGGUCUCAAAUGUGAGUAGGUGUCAGCCAGGUCAGGUGUGACAGAUGCAGGUGAAAUCUGAGUAAUGGCCCAGGCAGAACUCUUCUUUAGUUGUGCACACACAGUUUUCCUGUUGAAUCAGGAGCUAAUAACAACAUUCAUUUAUGUUGCCUCGCUUUCUGGUUUUGGCUAAACUUUUGGUUUGUUAACAACCUGUCUGAUCAUCUAAAUUUAAGUUUGUUUGAUUUGUAUUUUUGCUUUGUCACCAAACUUGCCAUGUUCUGACAUCUCUAUUUUAGUAAAUACAAGAUUCAAAUUAAAAAUUUAAACUUUACAAAAUUAAGACCCAAGUUAGUAAGAAACCAGAAUUGUCCUUCAAUAAUGUCCUCAUCCACAAGGGGGCGUAGCAUCAUUAGCAUCUUAAGGCUCAUUUAUACUCACUUUAGGUACAAAAAUAGACACAUCCAUUUCAAAUGUUGCAAAGGUAAUGCCCUCAUACUUCCAUGUGUCUUUUAUGAUAGCAUAGAUACAGCCCACAGAUGGCACUAGAGGGCAGAGUCAAAAAUUUCACACAACAAAUGAGAUAACGCUGGAGGAGGUUGUAAUUUCAUACCUUUAAACGGUGGUGGUCAUCGUGGAUGGAAAAUUCUUUUCACUGUAUUACCGAUUAGUUCUUUUCCGCCAUUAUUUAAAUUUCUUUGUCGUCGUCUGUGGUUGUAUGUUGUUUAAACUACGCUACACUGCUUCCAAGAUCUCCAGUGGCACUGAUCUGUUUCGUCCACAUCUGUAAGCUUUCAGAAAACUUACAUAAAUACAGAUGAAAUGAGCACAGAGUACGGACAGCAGGCCCCCUCCAUCUCUUUAGUUGAGCAUAAAUGAGCCCUUAGAUGUUCAGACUCUUUCCAUGAUGCAUCUUUGAUUGACUCUGUUAGGGCCAUUUUAUUCCAUGCAAAGGCACACAGAUGCGAGCGCAUUGGGACGCAUCGAGACGCAUUGGCCGCCAUGAUGCGUGCUUGCAUCUCAAAAUGUGUUGUCCAUGUUUUUUGAUACGCGACGCAGCGACACGUGUAAUACCAUGCAUUGCCAGCAGGGUGAUAAUGCAAGCGACGUACUUGAAAUUAAGCACUUUUUAUUAUUCACAGAAGAAGCAGGUAUGAAAUAUGGCGGGCGAGGAGGAAAAACUUUGUGAACUUGUAUGAGCACACCCCCAUUUAUAUGACAGUUCUAGUGCCCUGCACUCUCAUAAAAUAGCAGUACUAGCUAGCUGGAAUGUACCGGUGACUCUGCUACCCCCUAUUGCGUGAGUGAUGUAUUACAUUUCAAGUGUCGCCCUCAUCGCUUACGUUCAGUGUGUUGCUCGCGUCGCUUGCUCGUGUUGCGUGCGUUGACUAUGAAACGGCCCGUACUGUCAAAGUGCAUCAUGAUCGGGGAGGACACUGAACUACAUCCACAUCUGACCCUUGUUUGUAUGGCUGAAACAUAUCUUCUUACAUUUUCUUACAGCAUUCCAGCAUGAAUGAUUAUUCGGGUCAUGUAUUUUCAGUCUUACCUUCAUAACCUUAAACUUCACUUUUACCUGCCCCAAAGCUUUCUGUUACGGAGGUUGUCAAAGGAGAAAGAAAAGAAAAGCAGAUCCUGUUUUCUUUCAUCAAGGCAGCUUGACUUUGCGACAGCCUGCCUUUGCCUUCUGUUACACUUCGGCUGACAAAGAACUUCGCUUUUCAUUUUGUUGGUACUUUAGAGGUGAGGUGGUGGUGGGAGGAAGUUGAUUAGCAUGCCAGGAAGCACGGGCUGCCAGAACAAGAGCAGUUGGAUUAUGUUUGCAUGGGAGAAAUCCUCUGAUCGCUGCCUUUUGAUUCUGUCAUAAGGGUUUAAGAUUGUUAAUAUGACAGCGGAGAUUUAACCACAGCAAUGUGACGUCCUGGAACACACCGACCACCUUUACACCAUCGUGAAAUGCCUCGUAUCUGGAUUGUGUCUAGAUCUGACUUAGCUCGAUUAAUGCUGGAAUCCUUAUACACCUUACAUUUCAUACUUCAUGGUUUUUAACAUGACAGGGCUAAGAGUUUUGUUGGUUGUUUACAUGAUGUAAGUUGUGUAUUGUGUGUAGAUGUGUUUUGUGUACUUGCAUACUGUGUAACUUGAGUUUUGUACAUAUUGCUAUUUAUUUCAUAUGGAGUGUGUGUGAGUGUGAUAGAGAGAGAGAGAGUGUGACACGAGGGAUUAUUGCAAAGUGUGUUCAUUUAAAAUGCAGACACCACUUUUUUGUACCUUGUAAUGUUUGAACAAGCAGAUGGCAGCAGGUCCACACUUUGUCGGCGUGGCUCCUCACACGUAAAUCUGCACCUGGGUGAACAACAAGAGCAUAUUUACCACUCUGUCCCCUCUCACAGCAUGAAUCUUUUUGGCCUUAGAUGAAUCACAGUCACAUCCUCUUUGUUCAUCCACACUGCUGUUUGUGUUUGUUUGUAAAGAAACUGUAGCGUCCUGCAGAGAGGUGUUUCACGAACGCGGCUCAGAAAAGCCUGUCAUGAGUGAGCUCAACAAACUGAACCAGGAUAAAACUGUUUCGUAAAGGUUGAGUCAGAGCUGCUGAGGUCAGACUGGAACACAGGCCUAUAACAUCAAGCACAGAUCACAUCAGUGAAGGAAACAGGUAAAACCAAACUGUGAUGUUCACAGAAACAGAGCGGCACAUGUCAAACAGAAAACAGGAAGAAAAGUUGAGUUGAAUUAUGUUACAGUAUUUGGUUUCCACAUGUGACAUAUCAGCCUCUGUAUGGUGACAGUGCAGUUUUUAACACCCUCAGAUUGGCUGUCUGCCUCUCCAGUGUUUUGGAUGGUAGUAUUUAUGUGCAUCUGUUUCAUUUCUGUAAUUUACACAAGAUAAAUGAUGAAAAUUUUCACUAAGGCGAAAAUUAUUACCUUUAAUUUAAUCAUUUGAAUCGCCUGAAGCAAAAGAAACAAGACCUGAGUCUCAGACUGAGAGCACAGCAGUGCUUCUAGUAUCAGAGUGCUGUGACGCCCACAGUAACGAUGUUAACCUGUUAAUGUUGGACAGGUUUUGAUUUCCAUUUUUACCAUCUUACUUUACCAUGUUAGCAUGCUAACAUUUGCAAAUAAGCACUAAACUCAAAGUGCAGCUGAUUGAUUUGUAACCAAAUAUCUGCAAAUGACGAAGUAUUGGACAAAUUAAAAUGUUGACCUGAUGAUGGCGCUGGCAAUCAAAGAGUCACCAAAUUUAUAACAGUAUGAGCAUAAAUGACCAAAUUUUUGUGCAACCCAUCCAAAAGCUGUUGAGACAUUUCACUCUGAUCCACAAAUGUCAACCUGCUGGUGGCAGUAGUGCAGCACAGUCACCAGAAUGAAGGCCGUUGCACCCUGAGUCUGCACUUUUGAAAUUUUGCAUCCAAAAGAAAUCGUUGCACGCUGAUUCUGAUGUGUUUUAUCGCUGCAAAAUUUUGCAACAUGACACAAAAUGAAAAGACACAUUUCCUCCUUUGCCCCUCUCCACUGGAGUUACCUAUCUGACCGUCAUCCCUCCCUGUCUUACAUUUGACACAGCAGCUGCAUGAAGGGGCGGAGCUGUCCUCAACAUUCUGUGUGUGGUCCACAUCCUCCUCUUCCUCAUCAUCCACCUGACUUGUUGAAAGUAGCUGUCUGAGUUAUCAUCUGAGUCAUCCCAUUCCUCUGUCUUGUCCCGGCUGUGUCCCACCGCCUCAUUUUCUUCACUGAUUCUUGGUCAAACGUCUCUAAAGGCUCUGACGGAUGCAAAAAACAAAGCCGUUCCAAAAUGACAGAUGAAAGUUUUGGACUUAGUGUGCAAAUAUGAUUGACACAAUGUGAGGUUGUAAUUACUUUUUAGACGUGCAAGAAUUUCAGACAAUUAAAAAAAACAACCUGUGUGCAAAGGCCUUUAACGUUGGAAUUAUAUCUUUCCGCAAACCACAGUUAGGUUACAUUUGUACGUUAUUGUGCAGCAAAUAUUGUAAAACUUUAAUUUCUUUAUGUUUCAAAAACACUGGGAUUAACCUGUGGUUACGUUUAGGCACAAAAACCAUUUGAUUAUGGUUGGGAAAAGACAAUGUUGGCUAAUUGGCUGUUGGCUUAAUAGACCUACUUUUGGUGGCAAAAGCUCAGCAGGAAACACAGCAAUGUCUCUGUGUUUCUGUGGCACUCACCAAGAUGGAAAACGUGAUGAUGUCUUGGUAAAAUAUCACCACUUUCAUGGCACUAUCCUUGGUGAUAAAACAGCAGCUGGUCACUAAAACACACAUUUGGUAGCUAAAAGCUGCUGAAAUGCAGCGGUGACACCCUAAAAAAAAGUCAGUUUUGUUAUGUGUUCUCGAAUGAUGGCCAUCUUACAGCCAUCUUGCUUAGCUGUCCCACCAUCCACCAUCCCAUCUGCAUCCCAAAGACAAAGUCAGCUCAUAUAGCUAUGAUCUGUUGCAUAUAAAACGUACAAAUGUAAAAUGGUUUGCAGCAACGUACAAUGCCAUCAAUUUCUUGUGGCGACCUGGCUGCACUAAAGAUCAUCACUGAAGUUAGUCAGGAACUAUGAACGUCGGCAUCACAUUUUGUGCCAGUCCCUCAGUAGGCAGGUGAAAAUUUAACCUACUGGUGGUAUUAGAUAAAAAGUCAAAGGAGCACAACACUCUUUAGGAUUCAUCAUCUGGGAUCCAUGAAUGUCUGUACACAAUUCUGUAACAAUCCAUCCAGUAGUUGUCGAGAUAUUUCAGUCUGGACCAAAGUGGCGGACUGAUCAAACCUCUUCUAUGAGACAGACUUUCCUGGUUAAACCCUGAUGUACUGAGGUCAGUCAGGCUUUAUUGGUGAUGUUGCUUUGUCAAACACCCCUCUGGUUAUAUAAGUGACACAACAACGUGCUAAGUGGAAGACGUGAUUGAUGGUAAUGGCUGCGGAACAGGAUGGAAACCUGCAGCGCCGACAGUUUCUCCUCCAGCGUAGUUUGAAAGCACCAGAUGGUUAUAGUCACUGUUUGUGAUUGUAGUGUCAUCACACACACUGACAGUGUCAGCUCUCAUCGAUGGCUGUGACCUCCCCUUAGCUUUGUGACAGAUGACAAAAUGUUGUUUUCACCCAUUUACACCGUCCACACUAAGUGCAUGUUUUGUAGAAAAAUAAAGUCCAUUACUUAACGAUGUGGCCUCGCUGUGUGUUCAUGCUUUGCCCUCGCUGUAUAAAAACUUGUCACGUGUAAAAUAUGGAACAUGAAGUUGAACGAUCAGGUCUGUGUUCACAUGGUGGUUC